CUCUCCUAUAUACACCUAUACAGGACUGCCCGGCGGAGGCGAGAUUAUCGUUCAUUUCCCGGAGCAGAGAGGCUGGAAGGGCAUGGUAUCGGAGAUGGAACUGGCGACACUAGACUGCGUUUUCUGCUCCCGUGACCCAGUGAUAGGGGCUGCGUCUGUCGGAGCCGUGGUGGGGGGCGAGGUGGAGCACGAAGUGCUCAGAGCACUGCUGGAACACCUCGGAACUACAACCGAGGAAGAGCCGACCGCUAGACGUGAGGAGCAGCCUUCCCGAAGUGAAGACAGACAGCCGGAGGCUGAGCCGGAGUCCGCCCAGACUCAGACCGAGCCCGUCCAGCCGGAAUCUAAGCCAGAUCAGGAAAAAGUCCAGCCGGAAUCUAAGCCAGAUCAGGAAAAAGUCCAGCCGGAAUCUAAGCCAGCUCAGGAAAAAGUCCAGCCGGAAUCUAAGCCAGCUCAGGAAAAAGUCCAGCAGGAAUCUAAACCAGCUCAGGAAAAAGUUCAGUCGGACUCAUCUCUAAACAUCCUGUCGGUGGAAUGUCAGAUUUGCCUCCGUCCCUGGGGCUCACUGGUGCGCAGAGCCGUGGUCUUACCGUGCAUGCACGGGCUGGGGUGUCUCGACUGCCUCCAGCGCGUGUUGACGACGGCUGCGGCGGGCCAGGCCCAGUGCCCGUUCUGUCGUGAACCUUUCAGUGAACCACCCGAGCCAAUCUCCUUGUGAUUGAUCAAAUGAAGAACGGGAAUGAAGAAGUUGUGAUGGUGAAUGUGCGAAGCAUCUAAAGGUUUUGUCCUCUCGAUACCAAAUUAAUGUGAUGCGACCCGAUGUGUGGGACCAAAUGCGUGCAAAGGGGGCCUUUUUGCACCGAUUGUAAGAUGUCGCAUACCUAUAUGCUCCGUUAUGUGUUGAACGUUUGUAUUUUACUCCUUUGCACUGAUUCUGAGGUGGAAGAGAUUGAAUCGAAUUAAGUUUGAUUUGAUAACGGCAACCGAUGUCAAAAAGUCCGUCGUUAAACGGCAAGAUGGGCCUGCCAUACGAGUUUUUUUUUUAUUCGUGACGCAACUUGGUUUCGAGUAAAUGUUGCUUUACCAUAUGACGUUAUUCAGCCUUAGUCUAGCUGAGGUAUUUGAUAAUUCCUCAACGCGACUUACCGGUGAAAUGGCUGCCAUUUCUCCCUGCAUCCUUCGGCUUUCACUAGCUCUACUAGUCUAUGUAGAUCGGCUUAUUUUUAAGCGACUAACGGCUGCAAUUCUCACACAAAAAACGAAUACAGCAAAGAAACUUUUAA
Molecule: messenger RNA, 1283 nt
Organism: Amphibalanus amphitrite
Lineage: Eukaryota; Metazoa; Arthropoda; Thecostraca; Balanomorpha; Balanidae
Product: translation initiation factor IF-2-like
Exons: 4
Coding region: 83-718 (211 amino acids)
Source: RefSeq, a predicted model, not a curated record